This is a messenger RNA of Botrytis byssoidea, 702 nucleotides long. RefSeq lists its product as uncharacterized. Bases 1 to 702 code for a protein of 233 amino acids. Lineage: Eukaryota; Fungi; Ascomycota; Leotiomycetes; Helotiales; Sclerotiniaceae. The transcript has 3 exons. The record is from RefSeq and is a predicted model, not a curated record.
AUGCUUCUUCAGCGCCUCUUUCUCUUUGGCUUGGCCGCAGGCACAUUGGUAACUCCUGCUCAUCCUGUUCUUUUUGAUCGAGACAAUGGUAUCUGCAGUGCAGAAAAUAUGAAGGUAGAUAUCAGCGACUACAACUGCCCCAAAAAGAAUACGCUCGACAACAAAGGUUACUGCUCCAAGCCAAUUCCAAUGUCGGGAGGGUCAUGUGGAAGUGGAACCGAGUGUUCUAUUAGCAGCACCCAAUCUAUUAGCUACGUCAAUACGUUCUCAAUGAAUGCAGGCAUAGGUGGAGCGGUAGCUAAAGUAUUAGAGUCAGCCUUCGAUAUCGGAGCAAGCUAUACUUUCUCAAAGACCCUCUCCUACUCGGAUACGGCGGGAUCUAAGAUAACCUUGAAAGAGAACGAGUGUGGAUACUGGACUUUUAUUCCUUACGUGUUAGAAUCCUGCGGUACCUUGACAGAAACAGCAGAGAAAUCAGCACCUGCUGGGUAUAUGAACUCGGGGACAUGCCAGUACUGUGAUAAAUCCUCCUACACAAACACAGCCAAUUGGUGCAAUACCACUCCGUAUAAAAAUGCUGCUGGUUUGGCUGAUGGAAAGCUGUACUUAGUUUAUACAUAUUGCAACGGAACAGGUGUAGCCUGGGAAAAGAUGCAGGCUAGUCCUUAUAUAUAUCCCGGUGUCAGCACAGCUCAGAAGUGA